Aspergillus ibericus CBS 121593 is the source of this 1817-nucleotide messenger RNA. RefSeq names its product salicylate hydroxylase. NCBI's taxonomy places the organism in Eukaryota, Fungi, Ascomycota, Eurotiomycetes, Eurotiales, Aspergillaceae. Gene Ontology annotation, biological process: secondary metabolite biosynthetic process. Bases 122 to 1348 code for a protein of 408 amino acids. Gene Ontology annotation, molecular function: FAD binding; monooxygenase activity. The record is from RefSeq and is a predicted model, not a curated record. The transcript has 6 exons.
GGUGGUAUAUUGAUGUUUCUUAUUGUACGGAGGAUUGGAUUUGAUUAGGGACGAUAUCCUUGUCACCGUCUACACCGAUAUUCAUUACCUUCAUUCCGAGUCUACUGAGGAUUGAAACAACAUGGACACCUAUCAAGAUACUCUCACCCUUCCCCGGGCCAAAACACCCCUCAAUGUCCUGGUCAUGGGCGCCGGGAUUGCCGGUCUGACGGUCGCGUUGGCGCUACAUCAAGCCGGCCACAAGGCGACCAUCCUCGAGCGCGUCCAUGGGAUCGCCGAGGUCGGCGCGGGGAUUCAGAUGGCUCCCAAUGCGGCGAGAAUUCUGGGACGAUUGGGACUAUUGGAAGAGGUGAUGAGUAAGGCGAAUACCAUGGAGAUUAAUUCGCUACGACGGUAUGAGAAUAAUGAGGAGUUGGGGCAGGCGCCGUUGAUGCCGGGGGUCGGCGAGCGAUAUCACGCCCCCCUCGCGGUCAUCCAUCGCGGUGAUCUGCAACGCAUCCUGCUCGACGCAUUUAGAAACCAAAACAUCACCAUCCGGACCAAUGCCCGCGUUUCGCACACCGGUGAGUGGGUGGAGGGCGAUGUGGUGAUCGGCGCCGACGGCAUCAAGUCCGAUCUGCGACAUCAAAUGGCGGCGCAUCACGGCAUCCCCAAGGAGAAGCGGAAUGUGGGGAUGCGGUGGAUGGGCCUCGGGGGCCAUAUCAUGGCGUAUCCGAUCAAGAACAACAGCGUGUAUAACAUGGUGCUGUUGCAUCCGCAAAAGGAGGGGGCGGCGACCGAGGAGAGUUGGACGAAUCCGGGCGACAAGCGGGAGAUGGAGGAGUUUUAUGCGCAGUGGAACGGGCUGGUGCGGAGUCUGCUGAGUUACGUGCCUGACGGAGAGGUCAUGGAGUGGACGCUCAACUCACAUUUCCCCCUUCCCACCUGGAUCGAAAAUCGCGUUGUUUUGAUGGGCGAUGCGUGUCACCCGAUGCUGCCGUACGUGGCACAAGGCGCGGCGCAGGCGAUCGAGGAUGCGGGCGUGCUGGCGUGCGCACUGUCCCUGACGGAGGAUCUUGACGGCGCUUUGGCGGUUUAUGAGCGCGUGCGUAAGGACCGGGCCGAAAAGAUCCAGAAAAGCGCAGCGGUUACGCGCAAGGCGUUGCAUCUGCCCGAUGGCGAGGAGCAGCGGAAGAGAGAUGAGGCCAUUCGGGGGCCAGGAAAGAAUCCCGAUCUAUGGGCAGAUCACGACUGGCAGGAUUUCAUGUGGGGCACGGACGUCAUGAAGGAGACGGUGGGCCAGUUCGAGGACCUGCUCGCCCGGAGUCACGGAUAUCAUCCGCAUGCGCUGAAUGCGGUGGCCUAUUAGCAUGUUGUGGGUUGUGACUGGUUCGCCGGUGUAUCCGACCGCUGGUUUGCAAUCUGGGGGCAUUGUCUGCCCGGCGCUUCCAGAGUCGGGAGUGGUUGGUUAUACUAAAAUCCUAGUCCUCCAUAGGAUCUGUUGUACCAUGUCUGGGUCAAGUAUACUCCGCGCCUGUCUGACUGUCUAGACCGGCCGACCAGCCAGCCCGCGCUGAACCGUCAGCACCUUGGGGUCCCAGCUGACAAGCGCCAUCCUGCAGUGCGAGCUAGUUGGACGCCAGCCCGGGCCAGACCGUCUGACAUGUCGGGGGAACAAGGCAGCCCGGAAAGUGACAAGCGCCACCAGCUGAGGAUCCCAUUAUUGAUUGUACUGUGGAUAGGGGGGAGGCUAGCAGAGUCCCAACUUCCAAGUUCCAAGAGGAGACCGUACCCGCUGGAAGUUCAGGUGUUAAUUCAAGGUAGCAUCAGCUCAAUCU